Messenger RNA from Sporothrix brasiliensis 5110, 480 nucleotides. RefSeq lists its product as uncharacterized. The record is from RefSeq and is a predicted model, not a curated record. The transcript has a single exon. The coding region runs from base 1 to 480 and encodes 159 amino acids. Lineage: Eukaryota; Fungi; Ascomycota; Sordariomycetes; Ophiostomatales; Ophiostomataceae.
AUGUCAACUGCUUCAACUGCUUCUUCCACACCCAUCCAAUCUUACACACCCCCAUUGCCCGGGAAAGGGCCGCUUGAGGUUGACGGGUACGGCUCUGUGCAGUCCGAGAAACACGGGAGGACGCUGGCCGCAGAGGGUCAAGACUUCGCUCUUGUCGAUGGCUCAGCAAUUGAGACGGUGCCGGUCGUGGCCACGGUUGUCGAUCCCAAAUUGACGUGCGGUUUGUUCAAUAGUGAGCUCGUUGGUGUUAUCCAGUACCCUGAUUUGCAGGCUGCCACUCCAAAUACCAUCAAGACCGUCUUUUUCUUUGCCGCAUUCGCCGAUUCGACAGCUGCCAUGGGCCCUGGUGCGCAGGAGGACCACGAAGAUCUACGGGCCGAGUGGGUGGACUUUCAGAUUGCCAGCCAGCGGUUACGCUUCCGUCCAGAAAAAGAAGCCAUGUGGAAGGUUCGACAGGACAUGGCGAGAUCAGGGCUUUAG